Candoia aspera is the source of this 5135-nucleotide messenger RNA. Its product is annotated as zinc finger protein 345-like. NCBI's taxonomy places the organism in Eukaryota, Metazoa, Chordata, Lepidosauria, Squamata, Candoiidae. The transcript has 5 exons. The record is from RefSeq and is a predicted model, not a curated record. Gene Ontology annotation, biological process: regulation of transcription by RNA polymerase II. Gene Ontology annotation, molecular function: DNA-binding transcription activator activity, RNA polymerase II-specific; RNA polymerase II cis-regulatory region sequence-specific DNA binding. Gene Ontology annotation, cellular component: nucleus. Bases 269 to 2878 code for a protein of 869 amino acids.
UGGGUUGGGGGGAGAGGUUUGGGGUUGCAACACCCCCCCUAAGCAGCCGCAUCUGGUGCAAGGGGGCGGGAGGGAAGACCAGCUCUCCCCGCAAAGGGGAGAAAGUACUCAUAUAAACACUUUGGGGGGAACCAAAUCCCCUUGAUGUAUGGAGGAAUCCUGUGACAGAACAGUUUCCUUGACAACAGUCUCUCUGCCUCCUGAAAAUUGUUGGCCAACUUUGGUAUAAGCUUGAGGUCAAAGUUGGAGGGAGAAGACUCUUCCCACCAUGUUUGCCUGUGAGACUUGGGGUAUCACUGGCCAGACCUCGGUCUACAAUUGGGACAAAUCAGUCUACCUCUUGGAAGACAAAAUGGAGUCUGAACAGGAAUCGAGGGAGCUGGAUCUCCAUUUUAAGGUGCUGCUUGAGCAGGAAAUGUAUCCAGAAAUAACAAUUGAGGAGGAAGAGGAAGAACCUGAGGAAGUAGAAGUAGAUGCUGAAGGAGAGGCAGAAGAAGAAGAAGAAGAAGAAGAAGAGAGGGGAGAGGAGGAAGAAGAAGAGGAAGAAGAAGAGGAAGAGGAGGAGGAGGGAGAAGGAGAUGUGGAGGAGGAGGAUGAAGAAGAGGAAGAGGCACGUCCACCAGGCCCUCAGCAAGAGGCAGUGGGAGCAGUAGAUGGAGAUGAUUCCCUGCUUGUGGUGUGUACUGGAACUGUUGAAGAGCUGCUAGGCUUGGAGGCAGCACCAACUGCUGAAUCAGUGCAACUAGAGGAGGCACCACAACCUCAGCGCUGGGAGGUCCAGUGGGAGGAGGUGUCACAGACUUCACAGCCUCUCCCCCCUGAAAUUAUGGAACCACCACUAACAUCACCAGAAGCAGCCACCUCCGCUGUCACUCAGGUAAUGGAGGUAGCUGCAGUAGAAGUAGAACCAGAGGCCUUCCCGACCACUUUGGAGCAAGUGGGGAACACUUCAUCCCCGUGGGGAGCAUCUUUCAUUGAAGAGAGCCACCAGGAGCCCCAUCCCUCCCCAGCUGGUGCAGACAGAGGAAGUGUUGGCAAAGCACGGACGCCUCUAUCUGGAGGAGGCAGUUUCAGCCUGGAGACUGCCCGGCGGCGCUUCCGGCAGUUCUGCUACCAGGAAGCUGAGGGUCCACGAAAAGCAUGUGGUCAGCUCUGGGAGCUUUGCAACCACUGGCUGAAGCCAAAGAACCGCACCAAGGAACAGAUUCUUGAUGUCCUGAUCUUGGAGCAGUUCCUGGCCGUCCUCCCUCCUGGAAUCCGAAGUCGGGUGUGGGAAUGUAGCCCGGAGACUUGUGCUCGGGCAGUGGCCCUGGCUGAGGAGUUCCUGGCCAGGCAGCAAGAAGCAGAAAGACCAGAGGAAGAGGAUUCUGACUUAUUUGAGGAGGUGGUAGUGACAUUUCCUGAUGAAGACCAAGUCCUUUCAGAUACUGAGCAUGGAGAUAUGUGCAUGGAAGCUGAACAGCGGGCUGAUGUGGACAUCUGUUUGCUGGGUUCUUCUGACACAGAAGCAACCUGGGAUUCUUCUGCAGAUGAAGGAGAAGGAGAAGGCUCAGGUGCCCGGACUCCCAGCAGAGCAGAGCCUCAGUUGGGAUUUGGAGAAAGACGCAAUGGGGCAGUGCAGCAUUUGGCUCCGAAGAGGAUACGGGUAAGAGAGAAACGCCACCCUUGCAUUGAAUGUGGGAAACGGUUCCGUUGCCAGUCGGAACUGGCCCUGCACCAGAAAGUCCACUCUCGGCCCAAAUCCUAUAACUGUGCUGAGUGUGGGAAACAGUUUGGUCGAUCAUCGCAUCUCACCAGGCACCAGAAAACCCACAUGGGUGAGGAAUGCCACGUCUGCACAGAAUGUGGCAAGCGGUUCCGGUGGUCAACGGAGCUUGUCAUCCACCAGAGGAUCCAUGCUGGUGAGCAGCCGCACUACACCAUGGACGCUGACGCUUUGCUUCAGUGGCCCUCAGAGUUCAGUAUGCCCCAGAGUAUUUUUACAGGUGAGAAAGCCGCUCCAAAUGGUGAUAUGAUAAAACCCCAUGCAGUCAAGAAGCCUCACCUCUGUCCUGAAUGUGGGAAAGGGUUCCGGUGGCCCUCCGAGCUCGCAGCUCAUCAGAAAACUCACAACAAGAACAAACACUACCUCUGUCCUGAGUGUGGGAAAGGGUUCCAGUGGCCCUCGGAGCUGGCGGCUCAUCAGAGGACCCACAUGGGCAACGGUUUGCCUCUCGUUGCUGAUUGUGAAAACGGCAACAGCCAGCCACCUCAUCACCCUCCCUACCUGGGAGCUGGUAUGGCAGAGAAACGCCAUCUUUGCGGAGAAUGUGGCAAGGCGUUCCGAUGGCCGUCAGAACUCGCCACGCAUCAGCGCAUCCACACAGGAGAAAAGCGCUACUUCUGCACAGAAUGUGGGAAGGGGUUCAUAUGGCCUUCAGAGCUGGCUGCUCACCAGCGGACCCACACUGAGAAGCAAGCCUACCAGUGUAUGGAGUGUGGGAAAAUAUUCCAUGAUCUCUACGGUCUCACGAGACACCAGAAGACCCACCUGGGAACCAAGGUCUACCCUUGUGCAGAGUGUGGGAAAACCUUCAGUCGGCAGUCCCAUCUGACUCGGCACCGGAUCACCCACACUGGUGAGAGACCCUACCCUUGUAUUGAAUGUGGAAAACGGUUUGGACGGCAGUCUCACCUCACUCGGCAUCUGAGAAUUCACACUGGAGAGAGACCGUAUCAGUGUGGUGAGUGUGGAGUGAGGUUCAGGCGGAGACACAGCAUGAUCUACCAUCAGCGGAUCCACUUGAGAGAGUCCAGUGGAGGUCUAGACAUGAGAAACCCUCCUAAUGCAGAAACCCUUGCUGACCAUCUCCAGAACCCCAUCCAUGUCACAAUUUGACACAUUGGGUGGUAGGGAAGGAAUUUCAGAAGGAACAUGGGAUGGGUGAGUGGGACAUGUUGAUCACAGCAUCUGGAAGAGACACUCUCAUGCUUGUCUUACUUUGCCACCUGAAGAGUCUGUAUCACAGGGUCCAAGAGGUACAUGUUUCAGGAUUCCAUGCAGCAUGGCAGAGAAUGCUAGCACAGGGCUUAUGAAUUGUGCAAGCUCUGUAAAGGAUUCUGGGGCAGGAUGCCCACACCCUCCCCUGAUCAUGUGUUGCUUUGCAAUUGGGCUGGAAAACAGGGCUGCCUCCAGAAACAGGUCUGGUAACUUGGUGGCCAGGUUAGCCCCAUGGCCCUAAUCUUAGAUUUGGCUCCUGCAAAGCUUUUAGGAGGGGAAAUAAACAUUUGACAACCAAGAUGGGUCUCCCCUUGCUAUUCUUAGCAAAUAGAGCAGUGUUUGUUCCCAGGAACACAUGGUUGUGGUGGUGGGUUGGGUAGGACAGAACGUGCUUUUCUGACUUCUCAAUUUUCUUCACCUUUUCUCUGUGUCACAUAUUUGGGUCAAGUCAGGGGACUGUUGUGAUGAGAGGACUGUGGAGGGUGACUCUGUGGGGCCACCAUGUUGUUCCUUGCAGGGCAGGGCACUCUUUGCUUUUGUAUUGUUCAUAUGUAGAAAUAAAUCAGUACCACUUUUCCCACCCGUGUGCUAUGGCAGUGGGAAAAGCUGACCUUCCCCACUUUUUAAAAUAAUAAUAAUAAUUACUAUAAUAAUAAAAAUCUCUUACGUGCAAGAGUCUGAUUUGGGAUGAAAUCCAGCAACCUAUUUCUUCAGUGGCAAUUUCUCAUUUCUACCCAUCCUCCCAAGACAAAGAAAUCAGUUAAUCUAGAUUUUGAAAGAAAACAAAGCAGGGCUGUCCAGAGAUACUUUCUUUGAGGUACUUUCACCCUCCACAGCACUUCCGUUUUUCCUUUCCUCUUUUCUUGGGAAAUUUAGGGUGAAAUUCCUUCCUUGGGGGCCAGAUUACUUAUAAGUCAUUUUUUUAAAGAAAUAAGGCAGUGUUUAGGCCUUUAUAUGAAAAGAAGAGCACAUUAAACUGGUGUGGUGUUCCCCCACCUGGAACUCUGCAGAUGCCUUGAACUGCAUUUCCUAUUACCCUCAGUGACCACAGUUGUGCUGUUGGGGUAAUGUGAAUUGCAAUCCAGCAUGUAGGGAGAGCGCAGAUGUAGGAAGGCUGCACUAUUAUUUAUUUAUUAUUAUUUUUAAAAAGUAUUUAUCAGUGUUUUUUUUAAUCCAGUAAGGCCUUGAAUUAAAACCAACCAACCAACCACUUCAUAGCACAGUAAAAUCACUACAAAACAGCAGCAGGACUGAGCUGUUGUUUCACAAUAAAGUAAUAUUAAAAUUAUCAGAGAUCACUGAAGGCUCUAAAAACAACCACAACAGUAUUUCUAAAAUGUAAUGAGGAAUGACAGGAUCCACAUGGCCUCCUCUGGAAGGAGAUCCAGAGUUGUUUUCUGUUCUACAGAAAAAGCUUGGUUUUGUGUGCCCCCAACCUAGCCUCCUUUGGUGGAGGGAAUUACUAGAGAUGUGAAGGGUGUGGGUUGGAAAAAAAGAUGCUGCCUUAACCUUCUAGCUCUGUUUUUCCUGAAUGGCACAGUCCACAGUAUGUUUACUUAGAAGUAUGUUCCACUCUUUCAGUGGGAUUUACUUCCUAAACCUCACUCUGGCCGCCCAGAGUCAUUGUGUACGAGAUGGGCAGUGGAGAAAUCUGAUAGAUAAAUAAAUAAACAAACAAACAAACAAACAAACAGCACAGCUGGCUGGGGAAUUCUGGGAGCUGAAGUCCACACCUCUUAAAGUUGCCAAGGUUGAGAAACACUGCUGUAAAAACUGUUUGGACAUAGAACUAAGAAAGCAAACAUCUGGCCUUUAGACACAAGCAAAGAAGAAUACAUUUUAGUGAUUUUGGUACCAAAUGUGAACAGAGGGGGAGUUUUGAAGCUGAAAUGAGCUCACUUUAGGGGUAACCUCAGGAGGCUUGGAGAUAAGAGGGAGGACCACACUUUGAGGCAGGUUUCAUUCUAAAAUCAUCUUUUUUCUUCAUAUUGCUUUGUAAUGAUAAGGGAGAGGAAAGUGUGUUUUUCAUUUUGGUUUGCUUUCACCACUUUUAAAUCCCCCCACUUUUUUUUUUUUAUCCACCUUUGAAACUAUGGAAUUCCUGAAGAAUGAACAUCCUUUUGGAAACAACUUCAGAAUAAAGAGCUUUCUACAA